AUGAAUUCGACAAAGGAUCUUUGCGAGAUACCAGCAGGAAAACCCCCUGGUGGCAAGUACAAUUUCAUUGAUCCUCCAAGUCUGGGACCGACCGUCAUCGCCGUCGGCACUACGCUGCUGGCCAUUUCAACCGCCUUCACGGUUGGACGACUGUUUAUCAAUCGCAGCAAGUUGCACUCUGCUGACUACAUCACAUUUGUGGCGUGCCUGGUCAACAUUGCCUACACUGGCGUCAUCAUCGCUCUACUGAUGAAAGACCUCGUCUCGGCAGAGCACAAUUCCUUUCACCACGCCUGGGACGUUCCGGUGUGUUUUUACACCGGGCAAUUCCUCCAGCUCCCCUUCAUCCAGACGGUACUGUUCUCGCCCGUGUUCUUCUUCUCGAAAGCUGCCAUCUUCUUGCUCUACCGACAGCUCUUUGCGACGGGUAGACGACUCAAGAUCGCCAUCAACCUUGGCCUCGCCGCCACCUUCCUCGUGUACCUGUCGAACAUCCCGCUGGCUGCUGUGUAUGCGGCACCCGAUCCUGGCAAACCAUGGUCCUCGCUCCUUGUCAAGCUGCAGACCAAGGGCCAGAAGUUCUCCCUGGCUGGCGCUGUGCAGAGCGCUGUUGGAACAGCAAUCGAUCUGUACAUAUUCUUUCUUCCCAUGCCAAUUCUCCUCGGCCUCCACCUGCCGCUGAAGCGACGACUUCAGCUUGUGUGCGUCUUUUCUAUCGCGCUUCUUCUGAUCGAGACGGAUGUAGCUAUCAUUGUGGGCUGCAUGCCAGCCUGUGCCCAGUUUCUGACACCUGGCGCCAGAGCAUCUACUUUCUUCAAGUCGCUGCGCUCUCGCCUGCUGGGUAGCCAUCGCGCCGGCACCAGCACUGGGAAGACUGCAUCGUCCAAGUUAAGUGCGUCUUACGAGCAGCAGCAGCAGCAGCAGAAACGGGGCCAAUUUGGUCGCGGCAGUGACCAGUCGAAACAAAUACUUGACUACGAAAUGAGUGACACACAGCCACUCAAAACUACGGCUCGAGAUGACGACGGAUCGGAGUGGCAUCACCAGUCCAACCACAUGAGUGAGCACAGGCCGGCUCAACAGUGGGUGUGA
Molecule: messenger RNA, 1092 nt
Organism: Metarhizium acridum CQMa 102
Lineage: Eukaryota; Fungi; Ascomycota; Sordariomycetes; Hypocreales; Clavicipitaceae
Source: RefSeq, a predicted model, not a curated record